Molecule: messenger RNA, 4686 nt
Organism: Bursaphelenchus xylophilus (pine wood nematode)
Lineage: Eukaryota; Metazoa; Nematoda; Chromadorea; Rhabditida; Aphelenchoididae
Source: the annotation of a GenBank genome assembly
AUGGUGGCGGCGUAUCCGAAUCAAAUCGACGAAGAGAUUACGGUACCCCGUGCGCUGGAACAGAACAAUAAUGUGGAGGAGAAGGUAGGCGAAUGUUUUUGGUGGCUAUGAAGGCGAUUGUGGACAAAUGUUUGAAGCGUAAAUGCCGAAGAAGUCCGUUGGGCAAAAAGUUCCGGAAAAAUUGGUUUUCUCCUUAUCCUAGUGGGAUCUAGAGUAAGCAUGACUGCAAUCCGGGCCACGAAAAUUACGAAGGCCUGGCCCGGUCGGCCCGGUGAAAAUUUUUUGUGUAAUUUAUUGAGUCUGCAAACUUUCAUUCUGUGGAAAACGUGCUAGCCGGAUGUUUUUUGGAUGCCAGAAAUUCUUGCCAUAUUACAUUUGGAGCAGACCGGUCAUUGUUUUAGACUUUUUGAUGUAACUUUGAAAAUUUUUUCGAUAUUUUUUUUUUCGAAUUUCGCCACUUUUUUGAGAACUCUCGGAAAAUCCUAGCUUUUUCAAACCGGGCCGGCCCGACCCUGGCCAGGCCUGAAAAUCGGGCAGUACACCGUGUGUCAUCUAAUCUCGAGGCCCUCUAAUCGCUAAUCAUGGCCGAAAUAUUCCCCCUCAAAGCCGCACGCAUUUAUCAACUUGCUGGCACGGGCGCAAGUUGGGCCGGGCCGCAAAAUUAAACGGCCCGGAGCAGGCCUUAAAAAUUUCAAAAAUUAGAAAUCAAUGCGAGCUGUGCCCAGGAAAAAACUAGAAGCCUAACAAUAAGCCUAAGCGCUAAUCUAAGCUUGGACUAAGCCUAAACUAAGCUGUCUCUAGCCACCUUUUCAUUGUAUAAAAUGUCCUCAGCCGGUCAAAACAAUCAGAUGAAAUCCCCGUUCAUUUUCCCAAGAGUUUUGAUCUUUGGGCGGUGACCAAUCUUCUGAACCCCCCACCUUUUCUGAUUGUUAUUUGUUUUUCGUAAACAGUUCUGUCAGGAAGUAAUUUUCAACUAUAAACUUCUGACCUACAAAGGUCAAAACAUUACGAAUUUACAACACAAAUUAAAAAGUAUAAACAAUAGAUUGCGGACCCUUUGGUACCCAGCUGUUUGAAGUAAUUGAUUGAUUCAAGCGUUGUAAUCGCUAGUCAAAGUGAUUAAAUGACCCAGUGGUCCAGAAGAGAGCUGGGAGAGGUCGUGAGGUGGUGUCGAAACACUUGCAGGCAACGCCCUCUUGCUGCAAAGCGCAAGCUAAAAAUUUUAAGAAUUGAUGUGUGGCCUAUGUACAAAGUGUGCGCUGAACUUAAAUAAAAUCUGAGCGUAGUGACUUGGGGCACUUCUCUUUUAAACUUUGUCUAUUGGCAUUGACUUUUCAGGUGUCCAAGCCAAAUCUACCGACCUUGACGGAGCUUCGCAACGCCAUUCCGGCGGAAUGUUUCGAAAAGGAUUGGAAAAAAUCCACAUUCUUCUUGCUUUGGGACUUUGCUGUCAUCGCCGGCCUAUAUCUUGUCGUCCCCUACGUUGAACAAUACUUUGGGUGGUUCGGGCUGUUGUCAUGGUAAGAUAAAGAAGUUUAAAACCUUUUCCAAGUUAUCGAAACUUUUAAAAGUCUCGCAUUUUACCAUCAAAUUAUAGGUACUACAUCAUGGGAAUGUUCAUGUUCUCGUUGUUUGUUGUUGGCCACGAUUGUGGCCAUGGGACCUUCUCCGAGUCGGUGAUACUCAACGAUAUCUUGGGUCAUGUUGCGCACGCGCCAUUGAUGGUGCCAUAUUGGCCAUGGCAAAAGUCGCAUCGCCAACAUCAUCAGUAUACGGCGCAUUUGGAGAAGGACCACAGUCAUCCGUGGGUCACGGAGGAGUACCACUUCAACAGACAUUGGGUCUUCCAGAACUUCAACAAAUUCCCACUUUCGGGAUUCAUCAGGUGCGUGAGGAGGGAAAGACAGACGGAACUCUGGAAUGGUAUCAGUCUGUCGGGAAAAUAAUGAGCGUGAUGUCGCCGCGCCGAUCGCGUCGCUAAAGUGAAAAACGAUAGUUUGCCGCGAUACUGAUCAUUUUCUCCGCUGCGAUGACAGAUUUUUGAUGCAACAGAGUGCUCGUUAUUUUUCCCGAUUUUCAUAAAGUGCAUGGACAUUUUGCCGCGGCCCCCACUGUGCACAAAAAAUCCCAUUUUUGCAUCGUGCAUUUUUACUUUUUGGUUUUCGCACAGUGCGUCGGAAGCGUCGCUGCGACGACUUUUUUUCUAAAAACCUCGAUUGUUUCUGCAGAGCUCGAGCUCAAAAUUAAAAAAAAAAAAAAAAAUAUAUAUAAAUAAAUCUUCAGAUGGAACGCUCUCUACCUUGUGAUGGGAAUCCCGGAUGGCUCCCACUACUACCCCUUCUCCAGGCUCUUCAAAACGCACGCCGAUCAAAUCAAGUGCGCCAUCAGUGUUGCGGCGUGUUUUGCAUGCGCCUACGGGGCAUUUGUCGUCUGCGACUACAAUGUGUACAGAUACACAAAGUACUACGUGGUCCCACUCCUUUUCCAAGGCCUUUGGCUGAUCAUGGUGACAUAUCUGCAACAUCAGGACGAAGAGAUUGAGGUUUAUGAGGAUUCGGAGUGGAGUUUUGUCAGAGGUCAGACACAGACCAUCGACAGGACGUACGGAAUGUAUAUAGACACAUUGAUGCAUCAUAUUACGGAUGGUGAGUGUUUGAGGAUUAAGCUGGCAAAAGGCGGUGCACGGCAACCCGAAAUACAGGGUGUUCCAAGAAUUGUGGAAAAAACUAUUCGUUAAUAACUUUAUGCUCGGUGGUCCAAUCCGAAAAUUUUUUUUUGCAUUUUGCAGAAAACCCUUGGAGUUUUUAGAAUCAAAAAAGAUUUUUUCGUUUUAUCGGCGGAGACUUCCGUAAUCCGCCUUGAAUUCGGCGGAGUGCUUUUUUCACAAACGAGGCUGUAAAAUGGGUUCAUUUUUUUCUCCGCCGAUUUCUCCGCCGAAUUGCCUUUUUUUCUUCUCUCAGUAGGCCGAAGACGUAAUAAGUCGUAUUUAGGCGCCAUGCCACCAGGAAUACCUACGUUUUGAUUUUAGCCAAUUUUGACUCUCAAAAGUCGAAGAAAAAUUGUCCGCCGAGGUUAAAAAAUGUCUCCGCCGAAUGAAAAAAAUUUGAAACAAAUGUCAUAUUGUAUCUAUUGAAUCCUCUCCCGCCCAUUUACUUCACACAUACAACAAUUUGCAGCCUCGUUUGUGAAAAAAGCACUCCGCCGAAUUCAAGGAGGAUUACCGGAGUCUCCGCCGAUCAAUGAAAAAAUUUUUUCUUGAUUCUAAAAACUCAAAGGUUUUCCUGUAAAAUGCAAAAAAAAUUUUUUGGAUUGGACCACCGAGCACAAAGUUAUUAAUGAAUAGUUUUUUCCAUAAUUCUAGGAACACCCUGUAGAAGAAAAAUGUCUCCCACCCACUUUUGAGUUCCGUCCAAACGAAGUGUCAAAAUUCGCAAAAGAAAUAAAAUAAUUACGAGAAAAAUAUUUUUUGGCCGGAAAAUCCAACGAAAAAUUCUUUUGUGACAUUUCGUGUAAAUUCGAUGGAUACUAGGUGUGCGAAGUGUCGAAACAAGGCGGGAGACUUCCUGGGUUGCCGUGCGACGCGGUUGAAACUCGCUUAUGUCGCAGCGAUAUUUUCGAUGCCCAGUGCGGAAACCAAAAAAGUGCAAAGUGACCGCUCCUUUACAGUGCGUCAGAGGUUUUUGGUUCCACCCCAUUUUUUGAUCAUAUCUCGGAGGGUUUCUUCUCAAAUGUCAUGAAAUUUUACACAAGCGUUAAUCAACCUUCAAGAGUAAGCUAUGCAAAGUUUGAUCCCAUUUGACGCCAGUUCUCUGACGUUAUGGCAAUUUUUAAAAAAUUUUUGGGUGUCCCAGGUUUUUGGUUCCACUUGGAAAUUUGCGAGUUUUUCUUCCGGUUUUGAACCAACCUGCGCUUAAUGCCAUUUCUCGUGUUCUAUGCAGUAUUAGAAAGGGUGUUACGUUCGGAUCUACCGUACUUUAUCGACGCAGUGGCCCCAUCUCCGACCUUGUACAUGAGGUAAACAUUGGUUUGAAAAAAAUCCCUAUUAGUGAUUUAUUUCCGGCAAGAAACAAUUUAGACUACUUGCACCAAAUGUCAGUCGGGAAAAUAAUGAACACAACGUUAUAUCGAAAAUUGCAUCGCCGCCAAGAAAAGAAAAACUAUUUUUUAUGUUUUCAUUGAGUGGGCAAAAAGCUCUAGAAAUUUUCUGCGACACCAUUCGUGGCCGCGAGAAAUUUUCAGGGCUUAUCAGUCUGUUGGGAAAAUAAUGAGCACUCCGUCGCACCGAAGAUCGCAUCACCACCGAGAAAAAUGAAUUAUGUCGCGGCAAAACCAAGUUUCUAUUCACUUCAGCGACAUGAUCAGCGCAACGAAAAUUUUCUCAUUAUUUUCCCGACAGCCUUAUUAGCCAAAAAAAAUUUGAAUCAAACGCUUGCAACAUCCUUUUCAGGUCACGUGGUUCACCAUCUCUUCUUCACCAAGAUCCCCCACUAUCAUCUCCCCGAAGCGACCAAGGCCAUCCAGCGGGUCUUUGAGCGCUAUCCGGGCGUCUACAAGCGCCAGAACAACUUCCUCUCGCUCUACGAGUUCCUGCGGCUGAACGUGCGUCUGGACUAUCUGCUGGGCAAAGGGACUGGCGUGUUGCGAUACCGGGUGUCCAAGGUGUACGCUGGAAAGAAAGACGAGUAA